AUGCCUCUGAGUCAAGAAGAAGCAGAUGCCCGCCGACAGGCUCGGAAGGCGAUCCCCAAGCCGAAACCUGCUUACCUCCCAACGGCAGGAUCACCACUGAGCGUUGACGACAAGCUAUAUGCACAGAUUCGGGAUGCUCCGCGCUCGAAGACCGAGGAGUUCGUUAUACCUAUCCGAUCUGGACGAGCGUGGAAAGCGGAGGCCGGGUGUAUUAUCCGUAUUAGUACUCCUGAGGGACCGCAAGUCGGCGACCUAAACAUUUGGAACGCGCAUAACCCACGAGAGCGCUUUUGGGCAUCACGUACUAAGCAACUCCAUUCAUCCCAUGUAUCGGUAGGAGAUCGUCUGUGGUCCAUCGCUCCGUACAUGCGGCCGCUUGUGACCAUACUGGAAGAUACGCUAUCGUGGUACGGAGUCGACGAGCACGGCGGACGCGUGCACGAUCUCCUUGGGACAGGGUGCGAUCCUUAUAUCAAUGCUGUGCUUACCAGUGGCGAAGCCAGCGGAGAGCAGAACAAGUUUUAUGACUUCCACUGCAGGUCGAACCUCACGCGCGCCGUGCUACCCUUCGGGUUAGCUGAACACGACGUCCACGAUGUCAUCAACAUUUUUCAAGUCACUGGUCUUGAUGAGGAGGGGCGGUAUUUCAUGAACCCAUGCCCUGCCCGCUCGGGGGAUUAUAUCGAGUUCUUAGCCGAGCAAGACGUGCUCAUGGCGCUGAGUACAUGCCCAGGUGGUGAUCUGUCGCUAUGGGGCUUUGGUGCUGCUAGCGAGAAAGAGAUGAUAAAAUGCUGCCGCCCCCUAAAGGUUGAAGUCUUCCGCCUUCAAGACGUAGAUCUGCUACAAAAGAACGGGUGGAAGCCUGCUGAGAAGUCGCCAUAUCGCGGUAUGCACGGGAUGCUAGUACCGGAAGGUGAACACCAAUCUUCAUCUUGA
This is a messenger RNA of Xylaria bambusicola, 936 nucleotides long. RefSeq lists its product as uncharacterized. The record is from RefSeq and is a predicted model, not a curated record. The coding region runs from base 1 to 936 and encodes 311 amino acids. NCBI's taxonomy places the organism in Eukaryota, Fungi, Ascomycota, Sordariomycetes, Xylariales, Xylariaceae. The transcript has 3 exons.